Messenger RNA from Dermacentor andersoni, 1517 nucleotides. The record is from RefSeq and is a predicted model, not a curated record. NCBI's taxonomy places the organism in Eukaryota, Metazoa, Arthropoda, Arachnida, Ixodida, Ixodidae.
CAAAAGUGCUGAGGGAGUGUUGCUGCUGUAGAAAGGCACAAAGCAAAACAAAUUAACACUAAGAAAUGUAUGAAGUUUGAGAACCAUUCUACGACCGGAAGAGCGGUUUUGACAAGUGCCACGAAUUGUAUGAAAGGCGUUUAGAAGAGAAUAAACAAACAAAUUUGUUGGAGAUGCGUAAAAAUUGUUAGAAGGUCGCUUUAGGGUACGUUACAACCAUUGAAGUCAUCACAAUGCGCCUAAUUGUUUGUGUUUUUUUCUUUCAAGGUUUGGACAUGAACAGCCUAGAACGUUUGGCACAAGUGGGUAAUCGGGCAGCAAAAAUAUCGCGACGGGACCUACCUGCUGCGCUGUCGAAGGGACUCUCCGGGGGAACAACCGUGUCGGCAACCAUGGUGGCGUGCAACCGGGCCGGCAUUCAGGUGUUCGCCACGGGAGGCAUCGGAGGAGUGCACAGGGGCGGAGAAUCUACUUUGGACAUAAGCCCGGAUGUCAUGGAACUUGGUCGCAGUCCUAUCACUGUCGUGUCGUCCGGCAUCAAGUCAAUCCUGGACAUUGGCCGCACUCUUGAAGUUCUGGAGACCGAAGGCGUUUGCGUGGCAGCCUUCGGAGAGAGCCAGGAGUUCCCGGCGUUCUUCGCCGUCCGCAGCGGGCACCAGGCUCCGUGGCGCGUUGCUGACGCCGCCGAGGCUGCUUCCCUUAUCGAAAGCCGAAAUGCACUUCACUUGGACAGCGGUGUGCUGAUUGCGGUUCCCAUUCAGAAGGAGUUCGAAGUGGAUGGAAAUGUUGUCGAAGAGGCGAUUCAGCUAGCGCUCAGGGAAGCAGAGGCAGCCGACUUGACGGGUAACGCCGUGACGCCGUUCAUCCUGCAGAAACUGACGGAGAGGACUGCGGGCGCCACUCUGCGAGCCAACGUCGCUUUGAUCAAAAACAACGCGGGCGUUGCUGCGGACAUUGCCAGCGCUCUUUCCAAGAUUGAACGAGAGGACAAGCAACGCAGCCUGUUUCGUCCAUCGAUACCGCGACAGCCAUCCCCACCGGUAGUAAUUGGAGGAUCUGUAGCCGACAUCGUCGUCAACUGCAUGGAGGACAUGCUUCAGCUGAACGGUACGACACAUGCGGGCCGCAUCCGCACGAGUUGGGGCGGCGUGGGUCGCAACGUGGCCGACUGCCUCACCCGCCUUCUAGGAGGCACGGUGCGCCUGGUGUCCGCCGUGGGCGUCGACCGGCACGGAGAGGCGCUCCUUCAGCACAACCGGCUACUGGACACCAGUGGCGUGGUUCGUGUGGAGGGUGCCCGGACGGCCUCGUACUGCACGGUGUUGGACGACAGGGGAGACUGCCUGUUUGGCGUCGGCGACAUGGACGCUCACCGCCACAUAUCCCCAGAACUGAUCGGGCAAAACGAAGAGCACAUCGCAUGCGCUCCCGUGGUCGUCAUCGACGGCAAUCUGCCCGACGAAAGCAUCAGCUACGUCCUUCAUCUGUGCGGCCAGCGGCAGGUACCAGGUGAGUGA